Messenger RNA from Salvia hispanica, 1490 nucleotides. RefSeq names its product putative pectate lyase P59. The record is from RefSeq and is a predicted model, not a curated record. NCBI's taxonomy places the organism in Eukaryota, Viridiplantae, Streptophyta, Magnoliopsida, Lamiales, Lamiaceae. Gene Ontology annotation, molecular function: pectate lyase activity.
AAGGAUUUCAAAUGAAUUCAAAGUUAGUUUUAUUUAUUGUUGUUGGCUGGAUUUUUCCAGUCCUUAACGCUAAUACAGAAGAAUGGGAUGAGGUAUGGACGAAACAGAGAGAUGAGGCGCGGAACCGUACUCUUGAGGCUUACCACCCACAUCCCGAAAUGAUAGUCAAUCAUUUAAAUGCCCACGUCAACAGAGUAUUGAAAGAAAUAGAAGUAGAUGACGAAAAAAAUCUAUGGUCAAAUGGCACGAGAAGACAUCUAAUGCAGAGCAAAGGUCCAUGUACGGCGACAAACCCAAUCGACAAAUGUUGGAGAUGUCAAGCCAAUUGGGCAGACAACCGAAUGAAGUUGGCCGACUGUGUGUUGGGGUUCGGGAUAAAGACGACCGGGGGAAAGGGUGGUAAGAUUCAUGUGGUUACCGACCCUUCUGACGAUGACGUACAAAAUCCUAAAGCAGGAACCCUACGGCACGCUGUGAUCCAGAAAGAGCCAUUGUGGAUCAUAUUUGAUAAAAACAUGGUAAUCAAGUUGACACAAGACUUGAUGAUGCAGGGUGACAAGACGAUCGACGGACGUGGGUUUAAAAUUGAGAUUACGCAAGGCGCCGGAUUAAGAAUACAAAAUAUGAAGAAUGUGAUCAUCCAUGGAAUCACGAUUCGUAACAUCGUGAGGACAUCAGGUGGACUUAUUAGGGACUCAGUUGACCAUGUUGGGAUGCACUCUCAGAGUGAAGGUGAUGGAAUAACCAUCUUUGGAUCACAAAAUAUUUGGAUUGAUCAUGUCACUAUGGCCAAAUGCAUCGAUGGGAUGAUUGAUGCAACCCAAGGUUCCAAUGCAAUCACCAUCUCCAACAGUCACCUCACCGAUCACGAUAAGACAAUCCUUUUUGGUUCAGACGAUGAUUUCAAAGAUGAUGUGAAAAUGCAAGCCACAGUGGCGUUCAACCAUUUUGGGGAAGGAUUAGUGCAGAGACUGCCGAGGUGUAGAUUUGGUUAUUUCCAUGUUGUUAACAACGAUUACACACGUUGGUUAAUGUAUGCCAUUGGUGGGAGCAGCAAUCCCACCAUUAUUAGCCAAGGCAACAGAUACCUUGCUGGGGACGCCAAAGAGGUGACCAAAAGGGAGGCCGAAGAAUCGGAAUGGAAGAACUGGACAUGGGUAUCGGAGGGGGACGUAUUCUUGGGAGGCGCAGUUUUUGUUCCAUCGGGAGAUCAGGGUUGGGCAAAGAAGCAUCCUGAGGUGUAUGACAAGGUUGCAGCAGCGCCCGGUGCUAAUGUGGAAGAAUUAACUAAAUUUGCAGGGGUACUGGAAUGCGAAGUAAAUAAACCAUGUUAGGAAAUUGAGGGACAUAGACUUUUACUUUAUUCCGCAAGUGAGCAGAUAAUCUCUCCGUAUAAUUAUUUAGGUUAUUUUAUGAUUUAUUGUUUAGUUGUUAUGGUUUGAUUUAGUUUCCAAUAGUGGUUAAAAUUUGAUUUGUUUUUCUGGUUUAUA